AUGAACUUUAUUACAACACUUAGAAAAUCUCAGCUUAAACCUUCUCGUAUAUUCAACUCCAUCAUCAACUAUAGUUUCAGAGAAAUGGGUUCUAAUAGCAACAAUUUGGAGUUUUUGAAAGAGAUUGGUUUGGGUGCAAAUAACAUCGGUUCUUUCAUCAAUGGUCAGUGGAAAGCCAACGGUCCAACUAUUCAGUCUGUCAACCCUUCCACCAAUCAGGUUAUUGCUUCUGUGACUGAAGCAACUUUGGAUGAUUAUGAAGAGGGGUUGAGAGCUAGCACUGAAGCAGCUAAGACAUGGAGAAAUAUUCCGGCACCGAAAAGAGGUGAGAUUGUAAGACAGAUUGGGGAAGCAUUGAGGGCUAAGUUGGAUCCACUUGGUAGGUUGGUGGCUCUUGAGAUGGGCAAAAUUCUUGCAGAAGGAAUUGGUGAGGUUCAGGAAAUUAUUGAUAUGUGUGAUUAUUCUGUUGGGCUGAGCCGACAACUGAAUGGAUCGAUUAUCCCAUCAGAACGUCCAGAGCAUAUGAUGUUUGAGGUAUGGAACCCUCUAGGAAUUGUUGGUGUAAUCACUGCUUUCAAUUUUCCAUGUGCUGUACUAGGAUGGAAUGCUUGCGUUGCACUAGUCGGUGGUAACACUGUUGUUUGGAAGGGAGCUCCAACUACUCCAUUGGUAACUGUUGCUGUGACAAAGCUAAUUGCUGAAGUUCUCGAGAGAAACAAAUUACCCGGAGCAAUAUUUACUGCUCUCUGUGGAGGUGCUGAUAUUGGUAACGCAAUAUCGAAAGACCCUCGCAUUCCUUUGGUUUCAUUUACUGGAAGCUCACAGGUGGGCGCAAUAGUUCAGCGAACAGUGAGUGAAAGAUUUGGCAAACCCUUACUUGAGUUAAGUGGUAACAAUGCAAUUAUAGUCAUGGAUGAUGCGGAUCUCACACUGGCCGUACGCUCCAUUUUCUUUGCAGCUGUCGGUACUGCUGGCCAGCGUUGUACAACCUGCCGUAGACUGUAUCUGCAUGAGAAUAUAUAUGACAACGUGCUCGAGCAACUUAGCGCACUCUACAAACAAGUCAAAAUUGGGAAUCCUCUGGAGGAAGGAACUCUAAUUGGGCCUCUGCAUACUCGUUCUGCCGUGGAAAAUUUCAGGAAUGGUAUUUCUGCAAUAAAAUCUCAAGGAGGGAAGAUUGUGACAGGGGGAUCUGUAUUACAGUCCUCAGGAAACUUUGUCGAGCCAACAAUUGUUGAGAUUUCUGCAGAUGCUCCUGUAGUUAAAGAAGAACUAUUUGCUCCAGUUCUCUAUGUUGUGAAAUUUAAGACUCUUGAAGAAGCAAUUGCCUUGAACAAUGCCGUACCUCAGGGAUUGAGUAGUUCUAUAUUCACACAAAAGCCUGCUACUAUAUUCAAAUGGAUAGGGCCAAGUGGAAGUGAUUGUGGUAUUGUAAAUGUGAACAUACCAACAAAUGGAGCUGAGAUCGGAGGUGCCUUUGGUGGAGAAAAAUCAACCGGUGGUGGUCGUGAAGCUGGAAGUGACUCGUGGAAGCAAUACAUGCGCCGUUCUACAUGUACCCUCAAUUAUGGAAGUGAAUUGCCAUUAGCACAGGGAAUCAACUUUGGCUCUAGGUUGUAAUUUUGAAGUUUGGUAUGACAUGAGUUCAAAUGGUUUGCAACACUCUCAGAUGCAAUUUUGAAGUUUGGUUGUCAUGAAUUCAAAUGGUUGUUUCAACAAGAUAUGUUGUAGAAGUGGGACCUUGAUGUCUGAGAUGUAAUAAACAAAUGUCCAAUAUAUUGAAUAUUUGUAUUCUUGUUUCCCAAUAAAAAAAUUGAGUUUGAGUUUUAAAAAAAGUGUUUUAGACACUCUUGAAUCUACUUCUAAGAAGCCUACUGUAAUUCAAUAUCAUCCUAAUCUGUUUUUAUUCAAUUA
Messenger RNA from Vicia villosa (hairy vetch), 1914 nucleotides. RefSeq names its product aldehyde dehydrogenase family 7 member A1-like. NCBI's taxonomy places the organism in Eukaryota, Viridiplantae, Streptophyta, Magnoliopsida, Fabales, Fabaceae. The transcript has 13 exons. The record is from RefSeq and is a predicted model, not a curated record. Gene Ontology annotation, molecular function: aldehyde dehydrogenase (NAD+) activity. The coding region runs from base 1 to 1620 and encodes 539 amino acids.